UUUAUCUCUAUGCAAGUAAGCAGCCUCAGAUGGAUCCUAUACUUCUGAGAUUACUAUUACGAUGAUUACAAUGAUUCGAUCUAAAAAACUGAUUGUCGAGUUGUAAACUAUGAAUUUCCUGAAUAAUUAAUAACAGAUUGACCUCUUUUUUUUUAACCUUUCAUUUAUCCACGGUGAACAGGGUCUAAAUCUGGCUGAAUGAAAUCAUGGUUUUGGAAAGAAGUAACGAUGAUUUAAAUAAACGAUUUUUUUUUAAGAACGCAAAUUUUCGGAGGGAAUCGCGUAUAAUUAAUUAUUUAAAUAAAAAAAAAAUGUGGAAAUCACUGAAGCAAAUAAUCGCUCAAGAGAUAGUAUUACAAUGGCAACUUCAUUCUACCAUACAUUAUAGCUGGAUAAGUAUGGUAGCCCUCAAAAAACCCGUCAUCAAGUAUUCUGAUUUCUCUGGCUUGUCA
Molecule: messenger RNA, 452 nt
Organism: Copidosoma floridanum
Lineage: Eukaryota; Metazoa; Arthropoda; Insecta; Hymenoptera; Encyrtidae
Product: INO80 complex subunit C
Biological process (GO): chromatin remodeling
Cellular component (GO): Ino80 complex
Source: RefSeq, a predicted model, not a curated record